Molecule: messenger RNA, 366 nt
Organism: Lycium barbarum (goji berry)
Lineage: Eukaryota; Viridiplantae; Streptophyta; Magnoliopsida; Solanales; Solanaceae
Exons: 2
Coding region: 1-366 (121 amino acids)
Source: RefSeq, a predicted model, not a curated record
AUGUCUUCCGCAUCAGUGUUCAACGGAUUGAACUUCUCUGAAUGGCAUGAACAAGUCCAGUUCCACUUAGGUAUGAUGGAUCUUGACUUGGCUCUGCUGAAAGAAAAACUUGCUGCUAUUACUGAUACGAGCAGUAAGGAUGAGAAGUCUUCCCAUAAAGCAUGGGAACACUUUAACAGAUUGAGCCUUAUGUUUAUGCGAAUGACUAUUGCCAACAACAUUAAAAGUACGAUUCCACAGACAGAAAGUGCCAGGGAAUACCUGAAGUUUAUGGAAGAACGUUUUCGUUCUGCUGAAAAGUCUCUCGCUGGUACACUAAUGGCUGAACUCACGACCAUGAAGUUUGAUGGGUCGCAUAGUAUGUAA